Molecule: messenger RNA, 420 nt
Organism: Letharia columbiana
Lineage: Eukaryota; Fungi; Ascomycota; Lecanoromycetes; Lecanorales; Parmeliaceae
Exons: 2
Coding region: 1-420 (139 amino acids)
Source: RefSeq, a predicted model, not a curated record
AUGCCGGUCAACACAAUGGUCAAGAAAGUCGAGCGUCAAACGCAUGGUGUCGCCGUCCCCGUCUCCGACCGCGCUAGCAACAUCGAGAAGAAGGGUCAUUCUGAUCAAGUCGUCCUAGCAAUCAGCCCCAAGGCUAUCCGCCAAUUUUCGAGCCGAGGCGUUGGCUAUUCCCAGUUCAAGUCCACCCAUGUCGGUAUCGGCAUUCAUUCCGACCAGCGCGCCAUCGAACAUCUCAAAUUCUCAGCUCCACAGGUUACCAAGGCUGAAAAAUCGAAAUGGCUAUUGAAUCCGACCGCGGAACUACGGUGGAUGCGUGACUCCGAAGUUCUCACCGUUCGCACGCGCGCAUGCGACAACGGCAAAGUCCAUACCGCACAAGCUACACAAGUACGCCCGUCCGGUGUUUUCAUUAGUGUUUAG